This is a messenger RNA of Pocillopora meandrina, 12269 nucleotides long. The record is from the annotation of a GenBank genome assembly. NCBI's taxonomy places the organism in Eukaryota, Metazoa, Cnidaria, Anthozoa, Scleractinia, Pocilloporidae.
AGUAAACGGGGAAAUUAGUUGACAUCGAAUCGAACGCGAGGUUCUUUCGUACUCAAAACAUUCGUAUCGAAUACGCGUUGAUUGCCACUGCAAGCCAAUUUGACGGAGUUUCGGUCGAUUCUUAGGAAAAACGCAGAAAAGUUUAAGAAUCAAAAUAAACCUGGUAAGUAGUUUUCUGUUUAAUUAUUGAUGCCUGAUCGUUUUGAUUUCAGUAUUUCCACCGUCGAUUUGAAGUUAUCUCUUAUCAAAUCAACCUCGGUUGGUUUUCGAAAAUAUUUGAUGGUGUUUCACGUACUCUGCUCGGAAACCUUAAAUGGUUCAGCUGUGAUGCAUAGAAGCUUGUUCAGUUUUUCGUUUUGAUAUUAUUCUCUGUUAAUGCGUUAUUGAAUGUUAUUGUUGUGAAAGUGUAUGUUGGCAAACGAGAAAUUUGUUUACAUUAAUUGACGUUCAUCUUUCUCGUGAUUCCCGAAAAUGAUUUCCCCCAACCGAAACUUUUUUACUUAUACUACCUUAUUCCACGUGCAUACAACUGUAUCGUAGAAAGUUAUGCGACACACCUCGAAAUGAUUUUUUUUUUAAUUGUUUAUCAAUAUUAAUUGCCGUUCAGGCCUCAUUUACUCAAUCAAGAGUCAUUACCUCACCUCUCAAAGCUUGCCUGUGUCAAACCUCUCGAGACCUCUGUAGUAUAUUGAUACAAUGUUUAAGUGAUGCUGGUUUUAAAUCUUUGUGAAAAGAUUUUCUUACAAAUUUAUACCUUUAAGACAAGACAAAUCAUAUGUAUUAAAUAUACAUGGAAAGCAGUACUUGUUCACAAUAUGGUUGCCAUAGGUUUGUGUAAACAGUCUGUUAUUAUGUCUGUCUAUUUUUGAAAUAGUAUGGGGUGAGAUGGAAAUCUUAACUAAAUUUAGGCAUGUGCCAUACAACUUUUAUUUAACUUCAUGGUAUGCCACUUUUUUGUUUAAAGCAUUCAUUACUUUCAACCUCACUAUUAUAAACUUUGUUGUGGCUAGUUGACUUUUGGCCAAAUUUCAAACCCUGUUUUGGAGUACCUGCACAAAAAUUUUCCUUUUCACAUGUGCAUCAAAUAUUACAUUAGCAUGGUUUGCAUGACCUGAUAGCUUAAUUGCUAUUCUUUGUGUCUCUAAAUUGAUUAUAAUAUUUGCUAAUUAAUAGAAAACCCAGAUCAGCAACAAUUACUUGCCUCUUGCUGAAUUUCAUUCCCAUAGGAGAAAAACCCCGAACCAUUGCAGCCCAAUAAUUGAUGCAUUUUUUGACAUAUGUAAAACAUGAAUAAUUAAAAGUUAAAUUAGCACAGGAGAAGAAAAGUCCAUGUGAAUGAUUAAAAAUAAGAUGCAUUGGAGAUUUUUAGGACAACACAAAACAUUUCUAAUGUUCUAAAAAUAAUGGAACAUCUUGGAAAUUGUUUGGUUUCUUGAAGUGAUUGCUCUUGUAAAAAGAAAAUCUCAAAUUAUAACUCAAAAGAGGUCACUGUGGUAGAUUAAGUUCCCUCAUCCCUCUAAAAUAUCUCACCUGCUCAGUCAAUUUGACUUAAGAAGGCUAUCAUCCAACAGAACUUUACACUGCCUUUUCAGAAUAAAAGACUAUUUGUCCGUGCAAGAAACAAUUGAAUAAUAACUAGCAUAGUGGUAAUUCCAACCACAUACUAUUCUUGACUACAACCACUAUCUAACAUAUAACUCCAGCAAUAUCCAAAAGAGUGAAUUCUAAUUUCCAUUUUCCAAAGAUAUCAAAUGAUUUGCUUUCGCCCAAAUAAGCAUGGAUGGGACUAUACACUACAAUGAGCCAGCUGACUGAGAUGCAUGUACAAAUCACUGAUGGUCUGUCUGUUGGGGAUCAGGAGAGUGACUGUGAUGAUGAUGACAGGCGGGAAUUGAUCAGUCAUUAUGCCAAUGACAAGUACCUCAGUAAAUGGGAAGUGGCUGAAGAGGAAGAAGAGAUUGAAGAGGAAACAGAAAAGUUGGAUGAUAAAGAGCCAAGUAUAGAAAACUCAGAGUAAGUUUUCGUGUUUGUUAAUUGUGGCAUUUUUAAUCCUUUACACCAUAACAUCAGUGUUUUUAUUCUCCAUACUGUUGUUUCUACAUUUCUUAAGGGGCUGACAAGGAGAAUUUGUUUAACAAUGGAGAGGUUCUGUAGUUGCAGAUCAUUUCCUUUACUCUCGUAACCUUAAUGAGUGAUACAGGGGUGAUACUGUGAGGAGAAAAUAAUUUCUACUCUUUCUUAGGGAUUAGAGGGUUAACCCUUCAAGUCUUUUUAACUCCUUUAAUCUGUAAAUUGAAGUACAAAUUCUCCCCACUGUAGUCUUCAAUAUUUUGGUUUUCUUUUUGGGUAAUUGUUAUAAUUUGUAUUGUAGAUACGGGCUCAAAUUCUUUGUGAAUGAGUUGAAAAAUGACCCAUUCUAGAAACAACUGUAGGUAUAUAAAGGUACAAACAAAUGGUACAUUUUCAAUAAAGCUUGCUAGAGGGUAUAACUUUGUAAUUGUUAAGGGAGUCAUAAAGCAUGGCAUAGCUUAGAGUGAGAUGUGGACAGUUUUUAUUCUGGCUUAAAACAUAUCUUCCUUGACCUUUUGUACUCAGUUCCACUUGAUUGGCACAUGUGGUGACUGGUAGUCACCACUAUCUGUGUUCCACAGAUCAUCAAUUGUAGUUGAGUAAAAUGUCUUCUCUUCCCGUUUUUGCUAGGAAGAAAGAGGCAGCCGGAGACAAAACUGUCCAACGUUUAGUGACAGCCAGUGACUGUGAUGAUCUCUCUCUUGUGUCGUACAAUAGUGUUAGGGACUGUAACCCAUCAGCUGCUCCAAAGACAGCCCCCACGUCAGUGCAUCAUCACCUAGGACUGUUGUCUGAGUCCACUGGUGAUGGAUUGAAGGUAUGUCCUAACAGACCAACUUCAAGUAGAUUUAUGCCACAGGCUAUUUUGUAUAGAGUCAACUAAGAACAUCUAUUAAAAUCUGAGUGGUUUGACGGUUUUUACUGUUAUUGUUCUUAUUUUUGUUUAUCAUUAUUAUUAUUGAUGUUGAUAUUAUCAUUAUUAUUUAUAUUGAUUGUUAUUAUUUUUGUUUAUCAUUAUUAUUUAUAUUGAUUUUAUUAUUGUUAUUAUUAUUAUUAUUAUUGUUAUUAUUAUUAUUAUUAUUAUUAUUAUUAUUAUUGUUAUUAUCAUUAUUAUUUUGUAAAUAUUGACUUUAAGACUAUCACUCACAAGUGUUUGAAAGAUUAAAUUCUAAAUAGUUGCUGUUUAUUUUGAUAAUUUUACCUGUGAACUCCUAUUUUGCUUCAGCUAUGCAAGUUUUUCAGAGUUAAAAUACAUUUUUGUACACAAGGUACAACUUGUUUUCGUUCCAUACCCAUCGGUAAAUAUUCUGACUGAGUUGUGAAUAAAGCAUUAUUAUUAUGAUUACCAUUAUUAUCAUUAUUAUUAUUACUACUUUAGUAGUAUGGAACUUCUCUUCCAGGAUGUCUACCUCCACUAAUGGUCACAAUUUCUAGUGUUGAGGGUGUCCCAAGUGGUCUUACUGUUUUCAUUGUAAUACGCCAAAAGAUGUCGAAGCCUUGUUCAGAUCGUGUGUAUAAAGAUACAUUCGAGUUGUUAAUGUAGUUGUGGGUUUCUCUCCACAGCUUUGGCAAGGUUACGGAGGAAACAUUUAUUUUAAUGCCGUCCGUUGUCAAUCAAUGCGGAUCAACAGUGCCAAGUAUGGAAAACUGAAAAAAGACUUUACAAAAAGAUGGAAAUCUAAAUCUUGCACCCCAUUGAACAGAAAAGAUGGUUAUCAGACACAAUUAUUGAAUUCAGCCAAAUCAGAUAUGGACAUAGCGAUACCCUCCAGCAGCAAUUUAGGCAGUCUACGUAUGAGGUCUUGUAAGGAGAAGAAAUGCAAGACAGCCACGUGUAGACACAGCGAAAUUCCUAAACCUCUAACCGGGAAGAUAUGUAAGGGGUUCAGUGAAAAACUUUUAACUGAAACAUUUAAGCGGCUACAGGAAGAUAGUGGUUAUGGACUGAAAGGGGAAUCUUUAUCCGUAUCUGGGGGACAAGUUGGCGAUGCACUGGUCGAUCCUAUAGAUAAAGUGAGGCAAUUUAAUACUCAGUUGAAAGGUAGAGACAUUGCAGUGAGUUUGGAGAGAGGCUUCCCUACCUUACUCUCAGAUAGUUCAUUUUUCUCACACAGUGACCACAGAAGUUCAACUGUGGUCACUGCCAACGCAGACCCAUUUUUGAAGCUUCCUGUUCUUGGGAACACUGACGGGAAACACAGAAAUAGCAAAACCGAGAAUGGAAGCUCAAGUGAGAACAAUUCGAACGAGCCGAGGCCUGUGUUCAUUAUUCCAUUUGGUGCAUUUGAUGAUCCUGUAGACAGUGAACCUGAAUUAAAACGAAAAGCAGAUAGAAGAGAGAAGCCUUUGUCUAAGAGCCUUACAGAUCGAAAUAACAAUUCGCCAGGGUCUUCCAAAGAGGCGAAAAAUUCUCUGGAAAAACUGGACGAUUCUGUUAUAACAGAAUACCUCGUAGAUAAAGUUACAGACGGCAGUGCUUAUAAUCAAGAAAACGAUCAAAAUUCAGUCAAGUAUUCAGUAGCAUCCUCUGGUGUUGUCAAGGAUGAAAAGGCGUCAUGUAGCCCUCGAUCAGCCAAACAAACUGUACCCGACUUUCAUCUAAAGAGAGAAAUAAGCAACCUUUCUCUGAGUAAUUAUCUGAAGGCUGUACCCACACCAAGUUCACAGGAACAGGAUAGUCUGACAUCUCCCAGGUCAAAUCUGAUGCCAAAGAUUAGCUACACCAAACGAUCGCGAGCCUUGCCAACAUUUUACAUGGUGAACAAUUCCUUGCAUCAAGUAAAUCACACUGGAUUCAAUUCACCGCGGGCGAAUACCUCUCAGGUAUAUGGUGGAUAUUUUCCGACAACAGGCCGAAAUGAAUCGAAAGUGUUUUACGCAGAGAUCAGCACCAGUUCAGAGAAGAACUCAUCGCCAAGUGGUGAUGAUAAAAUGCAAGGAUUCUUGAGAAAAACGAGAAGCACAAGCCCCAAGAAAGUUCUUUCAAACUCUCACAUUCCGUUUUUGAAGACCAAUUACCUAUCCAGAAAGUCACUCUCACGAAAAAGUGUCGAACGAUCGCCAAGAGCUCAAAACUCACUAAAAUCUGACCAGAGUUUAUUGCAUGUACCUGUUACAGGACACCAAUUUUCGAGGUUGAGUGGAGUCAGUGAUAGAUAACUAUUUUGCCCUCUGGUGCGGUGAAAAUGAGACGGGGUCAAACGUUUGCGCAUGUGUGAGCGUUGAAACGGCUUAGAGUCUCCAAAAAUGGUCUUCCUACAUCGUGCUCACAGGCUGUCAAAAACCAGGUCUCACUAGAAUUUGAAAUAGCUUAAGUUUUUUCUCCAAAAAUUUUAUUUCCCUAUAAAGAUUUCUUAACAGUGAAUGGUUUGGAGACUUCUGGGAAAUUUUAGCUUUCUUGAAUUUUGUGGGGCACCGGUUGGUUUUAUGGAGGUCUUCGUAUAGAAUUUGCGCGGGAAAUUGGUGCGCUCCUGGCACUGAUUUUUUGCGCAUGCCCACCGUUUGACCGCUGCCUCGACAGUAGACCUAGACAGGCUGUAAUCAGGCAAUCAGUGGCAAUAUGCAGGUUUGGAAAGAGUUUUCAAGGCUGUGUUUACGCUUGCAAGUUUUCAUCGGCAAGUGCUGUUGUCGCACUCCUCUGGUUUUCAACAAAAACUGAGAUUUGCCAAGAGAAAAAGUUAGAAAUUUGUUAGUGACGUGAACGACAUGAAGAUGACGUGACAUGACUUGAAGAUAACGUGACGUGAUAAAGACGUGAAGUGAAGACGACACUGAAAAAUCUGCAGUAGUUUUAAGUGGAAUUCUAAUCUAACAAAUGUUCUUGAACCAGUGUCUUAUCGAGACCGUUGAAUAGACCAUGUAUUAGCGUGACUUUUUAGAUCUUUUAUAUCCAUUACUUCCUGUUAGAUCAGAAUUUAAAGACUAAAUAAUAUAAAUAAUAGCUCAAUAUGAUCGAUGAAACCCCAAAGGGGCUUAUGAAUUGGUAUAGUGUUAAUAUAUGUGUUCCCAUACUUUUGAUACGAGCAUAAACGGUGUACCAAGAAUUGUAAAAGAGUGGUACGAUGAUGAAUAUCGUGACUUACCUACCCAUUUAAUAUCUAGGGGCGCUUUAAUUAUACGAAAAAUGUGUUUGUUGUUAAUUGUGGUUGUAUUGCUGCGUGAAUGUUCAAAUAUCAUGAUCAACAACAUUUGGCAGUAUUUCGCCUUCUUUUCGGUUAGUCUCGAAAGACACCGAAGACCAACAGUGUAGCAGUCGAAGCAUCGCCAUUUCCAAUCGAUAUUGCCUGUAGGCUGCGAAACAAACGACCCAUUACCCAUCUAUUUUAUUAUUCUUCAACAUUCUUGUGAGCGUGUCUGCGCCUUUACCCUUACGGUAACUAAAUUUAAGUGCUUAAACAUUUACGAUGAAUGCCGUAAAAAAUUCGGGCACUUGUGAUUCGUUCCACGUCAUGAACAGUUUUUAAUAAUGCAGAACUUAAAUGUUUCCCUUGUAUUUUCAAUUUAGUGGCUGCUCUAAUAACAUUUUGAAAUAGAGAAAGAAAGAAAUGCGUAGCUGGCAUGCCCAUCAUCAUCCGCUUGGCGAGCUGCCAAUCUUUUCUUAAUAUCCUCUAUAUUCGCAUGUCUUAACAAAAUUCCCGGCCAUAGACUACACUUAGCACGUUGAAAAGUAGACUUUAUUGAAAUAGGCUUACUUAAAUAUCCGUUUGGACAUAGCAAUACUUAUUGCGAGGUUGCAAAGGAGCAUAACUAAUUCAUGCAUAACAUCUGCUUUUCUUUUAUCACAAUUUAGAGACGCAUACAAUAAUUGAAGACAAGCGCGUGUGUUCUGUCAAAGUUCGUAAUAAGACUAUCGCACUUAGUAGUAAAACUUGCUAUCGCAUUUUUCAGUACCUUGCAGCAACACUUAUCACACUAUGUAGAGUGCAACAUGUGUUGUCACAAAAUGCCAUAGCGUACUUUAACAAAAUGUGCGAUGAUCUGUCAUAGCAAAAGAGAGACAGCUUUCUUAUUACAAAGUGAGACAGUCAGGUAUUUCAUAGUGCGACGAUCAUUCCAAAAUGCGAGAGAACACACGUUUUCCUAAAUACAUCCCUGUUCUCAAAGUAAAACGGACCGAUAUUUUGGAGACUUUACUAACAAAACAUAUAUUCAUCUCAGUUUCUAAGAUCCAAAUUCAUGCAAAUUUGUGACGUAAAAUUGUGUUUAUAUUUCUUUUUAAAAAAACUUCUUGUAGUGGAUAAAAAGUUAAAGAAAAGCGUGGACUGUUAGAUUCAUCCUUGCUUCGAAAUAUACCUGACCGUUUUUACUUAUCGUAUGUGUUGCGCAAGCAGUUUGAAAGAAGCCAAUGUCUUUCAACUUUCUAGCAUAAACAUCUGGCUUUCUCUUGAACAAAUUUAAUAUAACUUAAAGAUGACAGACAACCUGCUGCUUUCUUAAUUUCCAACUUGUUCGCAAAAUAAAAUUAAUUUAUCUAUUUGAACGUCUACCGAUGAAGACGAAAAAUCCAUUUUCGUCCCAUUAGCGUAUAUAUAUGUUCUAACCUAACACCAUGCGGGGGUAAAAGAGGAGCAACGUCUUAUUGACAAAGGCAAGCUUAAUCUUUUAUUGUCACUGCGCAGUAAGAACAUGAAGAAGUGUUUACAAAAAAAAAAAAAUACAGCGGAAUUCUUUGUCCAUUAACAGGUGAAUAUAUAAUUCGUAAAGAAAACUACCCGCCUCAAUCACAAGAGAACCCGGAAAAUUAAAGCUAGCUAUUACAUGAAGGCCUUAAAUUAACCUGAGACAGUAAACUUCUAUUCAUUUGCAACCAGAAAGUGUUUGUACAUAACCAGCCGAUCCACAGCAGCAAUAUCAAUGGCAAACAUCAGCUCAGCUGGAGACGUAGCACAUCCACCGCUUGUAGGCAUAGUGGUAUUUUUGGCUGCCCUAAACGUCUUUCUCUCCAUCAGUUCAACUCUGGCCAAUACUCUUAUCCUAGUUGCCCUUCAUAAAGUGUCGUCUAUUUAUCCACCAACGAAACUCUUCUUUCGAUCUCUGGCGAUCAUUGAUCUUUGUGUUGGCCUAACUUCACAACCGCUCUUUUGUGUAACCCUUACGGGUAGAAUAACAAAUGUACGAAAUAAUCUACUCUACUACAGCGAUCGAUUAAAUACUACUACAAGUUAUGUUCUGUUGAUGGUCUCUGUCUUGACAUCAACUGCAAUAAGUGUGGACAGACUUCUCGCGCUGUUGUUGAGGCUGAGGUACAGACAGACUGUGACAUUGAAGCGCGUCCGAAAGAUUGUAAUUGGCAUUUGGUUUAUUUCUUGUGUAUUAGGCGUAUGGCGACACAGCUCAUGGGCCGAAGAAGUUUCACGGGUCACAUUCAUUGUUUUUCUUGUACUGUGUUUGAUAAUCUCUUUUCUCUCGUACAUCAAGAUUUAUCUUCUCCUGCGCCAUUAUCAAGAGCAGGUGCAAAACCACUUUCAACAACCAAACAGACCGACAAUUCCAUUAAAUAUGGCAAGAUAUAAAAGGACGGUUUAUGGCAUAGCUUGGGUACAGUUGUGCUUCUGUGUUGUGCUUAUGUUAUUUUCAUAUGGCAAAAUACCUGAAAGUGCAUCAGGGAUGGCAUUUCUUCGCUUCACAAUUACAAUUGUUUACCUAAACUCAUCUCUGAACCCGAUCCUUUACUGCUGGAGGAUUGUAGAGGUGAAGGAAGCUGCAAAAGAUACGAUCAGAUCAUUAAACUGUUUUAAGUCCAACUAGCUAGGUGUUCUCUUUUUAGUAUUGACCUGUAAUUGGAAAACGGAGAAACUGUGCUAAAUAAUGACCUUGGACGAAUCGGAAACGAAAGCCGGAAUGUGCUCAACAGUUCGAGUCAUAAAUUUAAAGGUGUGAUUCUCCAACUGUAAAUGUUACGCGGUCCCCAAUUUGGAUAAACGGUGCCCACCGGCCGACUUGACAGUAUCUCUUCUCAGUGCUUCUUCUCAUCCAUUUCAUCGUUUCAUGAAGUGAUUCACUAGCGCUUUUCCCGCGAACCAGAUGGUCAUAGAAUUGCUUCAUGAAUUGCAAUAUUGCUUUGGCGUCGACGGACCACACAGAAGUCCACACAGAUCGUGCGCCAUAUCCCAAAAAGGUUCGAGUGAUUCCGAAAACUCGUUUGGCUUUAAUUUUCCCAAAGUACCACCAGCUUAUCACCCAGCUCGGGUGAUACUGUAAGGAGAAAAUAAUUUCUGCUCUUUCUUAGGGAUUAGAGGGUUAACCCUUCAAGUCUUUUUAACUCCUUCAAUCUGUAAAUUGAAGUACAAAUUCUCCCCACUGUAGUCUUCAAUAUUUUGGUUUUCUUUUUGGGUAAUUGUUAUAAUUUGUAUUAUAGAUACUGGCUCAAAUUCUUUGUGAAUGAGUUGCAAAAUGACCCAUUCUAGAAACAACUGUAGGUAUAUAAAGGUACAAACAAAUGGUACAUUUUCAAUAAAGCUUGGUAGAGGGUAUAAUUUUGUAAUUGUUAAGGGAGUUAUAAAGCUUGACAUAGCUUAGAUCUAAAUCAAGAUCGUCAGAGUGAGAUGUGGACAGUUUUUAUUCUGACUUAAAACAUAUCUUCCUUGACCUUUUGUACUCAGUUCCAAUUGAUUGGCACAUGUGGUGACUGGUAGUCACCACUAUCCAUGUUCCACAGAUCAUUAAUUGUAGUUGAGUAAAAUGUCUUCUCCUCUCUUUUUUGCUAGGAAGAAAGAGGCAGCUGGAGACAAAACUGUCCAACGUUUAGUGACAGCCAGUGACUGUGAUGAUCUCUCUCUUGUGUCGUACAAUAGUGUUAGGGACUGUAACCCAUCGGCUGCUCCAAAGACAGCCCCCACGUCAGUGCAUCAUCACCUAAGACUGCUGUCUAAGUCCACUAGUGAUGGAUUGAAGGUAUGUCCUAACAGACCAACUUCAAGUAGAUUUAUGCCGCAGGCUAUUUUGUAUAGAGCCAACUAUUAAAAUCUGAGUGGUUGGACGGUUUUUUCUGUUAUUGUUAUUAUUUUUGUUUAUCAUUAUUAUUAUUGAUAUUGAUAUUAUCAUUAUUAUUUAUAUUGAUUGUUAUUAUUUUUGUUUAUCAUUAUUAUUUAUAUUGAUUUUAUUAUUAUUGUUAUUAUUAUUAUUAUUAUUAUUCUUGUUAUUAUUAUUAUUUUGUAAAUAUUGACUUUUAGACUAUUUAUCACUCACAAGUGUUUGAAAGAUUAAAUUCUAAAUAGUUGCUGUUUAUUUUGAUAAUUUUUCUAGUGAACUCCUAUUUUGCUUCAGCUAUGCAAGUUCUUCAGAGUUAAUAUACAUUUUUGUACACAAGGUACAACUUGUUUUCGUUCCAUAUCCAUCGGUAAAUAUUCUGACUGAGUUGUGAAUAAAGCAUUAUUAUUAUGAUUACCAUUAUUAUCAUUAUUAUUAUUACUACUUUAGCAGUAUAGAACUUCUCUUCCAGGAUGUCUACCUCCACUAAUGGUCACAAUUUCUAGUGUUGAGGGUGUCCCAAGUGGUCUUACUGUUUUCAUUGUAAUACGCCAAAAGAUGUCGAAGCCUUGUUCAGAUCGUGUGUAUAGAGAUACAUUCGAGUUGUUAAUGUAGUUGUGGGUUUCUCUCCACAGCUUUGGCAAGGUUACGGAGGAAACAUUUAUUUUAAUGCCGUCCGUUGUCAAUCAAUGCGGAUCAACAGUGCCAAGUAUGGAAAACUGAAAAAAGACUUUACAAAAAGAUGGAAAUCUAAAUCUUGCACCCCAUUGAACAGAAAAGAUGGUUAUCAGACACAAUUAUUGAGUUCAGCCAAAUCAGAUAUGGACAUAGCGAUACCCUCCAGCAGCAAUUUAGGCAGUCUACGUAUGAGGUCUUGUAAGGAGAAGAAAUGCAAGACAGCCACGUGUAGACACAGCGAAAUUCCUAAACCUCUAACCGGGAAGAUAUGUAAGGGGUUCAGUGAAAAACUUUUAACUGAAACGUUUAAGCGGCUACAGGAAGAUAGUGGUUAUGGACUGAAAGGGGAAUCUUUAUCCGUAUCUGGGGGACAAGUUGGCGAUGCACUGAUCGAUCCUAUAGAUAAAAGGAGGCAAUUUAAUACUCAGUUGAAAGGUAGAGACAUUGCAGUGAGUUUGGAGAGAGGCUUCCCUACCUUACUCUCAGAUAGUUCAUUUUUCUCACACGGUGACCACAGAAGUUCAACUGUGGUCACUGCCAACGCAGACCCAUUUGUGAAGCUUCCUGUUCUUGGGAACACUGACGGGAAACACAGAAAUAGCAAAACCGAGAAUGGAAGCUCAAGUGAGAAUAAUUGGAACGAGCCGAGGCCUGUGUUCAUUAUUCCAUUUGGUGCAUUUGAUGAUCCUGUAGACAGUGAACCUGAAUUAAAACGAAAAGCAGAUAGAAGAGAGAAGCCUUUGUCUAAGAGCCUUACAGAUCGAAAUAACAAUUCGCCAGGGUCUUUAAAAGAGGCGAAAAAUUCUCUGGAAAAACUGGACAAUUCUGUUAUAACAGAAUGCCCCGUAGAUAAAGUUGCAGACGGCAGUGCUUAUAGUCAAGAAAACGAUCAAAAUUCAGUCAAGUAUUCAGUAACAUCCUCUGGUGUUGUCAAGGAUGAAAAGGCGUCAUGUAGCCCUCGAUUAGCCAAACAAACUGUACCCGACUUUCAUCUAAAGAGAGAAAUAAGCAACCUUUCUCUGAGUAAUUAUCUGAAGGCUGUACCCACACGAAGUUCACAGGAACGGGAUAGUCUGACAUCUCCCAGGUCAAAUCUGAUGCCAAAGAUUAGCUACACCAAACGAUCGCGAGCCUUGCCAACAUUUUACAUGGUGAACAAUUCCUUGCAUCAAGUAAAUCACACUGGAUUCAAUUCAUCGCGGGCGAAUACCUCCCAGGUAUAUGGUGGAUAUUUUCCGACAACAGGCCGAAAUGAAUCGAAAGUGUUUUACGCAGAGAUCAGCACCAGUUCAGAGAAGAACUCCUCGCCAAGUGGUGAUGAUAAAAUGCAAGGAUUCUUGAGAAAAACGAGAAGCACAAGCCCCAAGAAAGUUCUUUCAAACUCUCACAUUCCGUUUUUGAAGACCAGUUACCUAUCCAGAAAGUCACUCUCACGAAAAAGUGUCGAACGAUCGCCAAGAGCUCAAAACUCACUAAAAUCUGACCAGAGUUUAUUGCACGUACCUGUUACAGGACACCAAUUUUCGAGGUUGAGUGGAGUCAGUGAUAGAUAA